AUGUCCAGUAUACGUGAAGAAAUGGUGACUUCGGCAGUGGAGUUUCUAAAGAACCCACAGAUUGCCGAUUCGCCUCUUGCAAAAAAGAUCGAAUUCAUUGAAAGCAAAGGCUUGAAUGAAGCCGAGGUUAAGGAGGCAUUGCUGAGAUCACAGGGUGGUAAUGGUUCGUCCUCAGUUGCCUCCCAAGUGUCAUCGUAUUCUCCCUCAGCAUCUCAGUCUAGUGUAGCGCCAUCUCCUCCUCCUUUUCCUGAUCAUUAUAGAAAUGCCCCGCCAUUGCCCGAAAGAGACUGGAAAGAUUAUUUUGUAAUGGCUACAGCUACUGCCGGUGUUUCGUUUGGGCUUUAUAAAGUCAUCAGCAACUACGUUUUACCAAAACUUCUGCCCCCUUCGAAGGAAGCUAUUGAGUUGGAUAAAGAAGCUAUUGAUCGUGAAUUUACUCGCGUGGAAGCUCUGCUCAACACGUUUGAAGAAGACCAAAAAGCGUUUUAUGAGGAACAAAGAGAGAAGAGCGGCAAGAUUGAAGAUACUCUGACUGAAAUUGAUGCAAUAAUUUCCAAAACUAACGAGAAGAAUUUAAAUAACGAGGAAUCCUUGAAGUAUUUAAAGCUGGAGAUUGAGAGCAUAAAGAAUACGUUGAUGAAAAACAUUGAUUCGCAAAAGUCUACCAUUUCCAGUGAACUUGGUAGUAUUGAAGCCCAAUUAGAUGAAUUAAAGAAACUCAUUGUAGCGAAACCUGAAGAUGAACCCAUCCGAGCAGCUCCCCAGCCGUCAUUAACAACCGGCGCUAAUAGCUUAACCUCCGAAAGCUCUGGUAGGUCUUCAAUUCCUCACAGCCAGUCUGUACCAAUAAGGACACAACUCACAACUCCUCCAUCGGACUCUGACACAUCUGGUCCUGCCAAAUUGCACAUUCCGCCAGCAACAUCGAUCCCAUCAUUAAAGGACAUUUUGAGAAAAGAAAAGAAUAGAACCGUCGAUACUUUUUCAAAGAGUAAUCUAGGUAAGGACCUGGAAAGCGUGGCUCAGUCCGAUCCAGAUAAAGUUGAGAAGUACGAAGGCCGCAGAGAUCUUAAAAGUUUGGAGCGUCCCGAGGAGGACGAGAAAAAGGAGGACGACGUUGAAGAUGGAGGGGAUAAGGACAAACUGGCUUCUUCCCUGGAGUCCGUCAAGCUUCCUCCAAGCUCCGAGCAGGUACAAGCACCAGCUCCAAAAGAGAGGACAUCGAGUAGUUCUUCUAGAAGCGGUAUACCAGCUUGGCAGUUGGCAGCUCAAAGCUGA
Molecule: messenger RNA, 1278 nt
Organism: Komagataella phaffii GS115
Lineage: Eukaryota; Fungi; Ascomycota; Pichiomycetes; Pichiales; Pichiaceae
Product: Peroxisomal membrane peroxin that is a central component of the peroxisomal protein import machinery
Exons: 1
Coding region: 1-1278 (425 amino acids)
Biological process (GO): protein import into peroxisome matrix, docking
Cellular component (GO): peroxisomal importomer complex; peroxisomal membrane
Molecular function (GO): signaling receptor binding
Source: RefSeq, a predicted model, not a curated record